CCUCAAUUCAUUCUUGGCUAAGUGUUAAUCGUAAGAAGAUUAAUUAAUUGCAGUAUUUGCGUGUUACUACUAGCUAGCUAGCUAGAUCACUGGUUCCGGCUGCAACUAAUGAGCUACCAGCAGCAGCAGCACUUUCAUAUGCCUUCUGGGAGUACGAGUGGUAGAUCAAGAAUGAGUGAUUUUGGAAGAACCCAUGUUGUGAGGCCGAGAGGGAAGCAUCAGGUUACCAUUGUCUGGUUGCAUGGCAUGGGUGACAAUGGCGCCAGCUGGACACAGGUCCUGGACGCACUCCCUCUACCCAAUAUCAAAUGGAUAUGUCCAACUGCUCCAGUUCGCCCUGUAGGAAUGCUGGGAGGGUUUCGCUGCACUGCAUGGUUCGAUGUCGGGGAGAUGUCAGAAGAUACGGUGGAAGACAUGGAAGGCUUAGAUUCUUCAGCCGCCCAUAUCGCCAACUUGUUGUCCAGCGAGCCUGCUGAUGUGAAAGUUGGAAUCGGAGGGUUCAGCAUGGGCGGAGCGACAGCACUUUACUCAGCAACUUGCGCAGUCCUGGGCCGAUACGGAAACGGAAACAUUCCCUACAACAUCAACCUCAAGGCCGUCGUCAGCCUCAGCGGCUGGCUUCCCACCGGAAUAUCGAGGAGCCUGAGCAACAGAGUACAGUCAUCCCAAGAAGCUGCGCGCCGAGCUGCGUACCUCCCCAUUCUCAUCACCCACGGGACCAGUGACGACCAGAUUCCUUACAGUCACGGAGAGAGGUCUGCACGUGUCCUAUCUGCGGCUGGAUUCGGGCGUCUCAAUUUUAAACGUUACGACGGGAUUGGACACUACACGAUCCCAAGGGAGAUGGAAGAUGUCAGGAACUGGCUGGCGCCAAGCUUGGGGCUGCCCACGGAGUGAUGGAUGAAACACUAUAUAUGUUAUGUAUCUCUAUGUCUAUCUAUAGUAACAUUAAUAUAUAGGAGACUAUAUAUUUAUAAUAGGUGUCUUAUUUAUUUAUUUAUUUGUUUUGAUCCCUUAACUCCGAGUUGUAGUAGCCUGCCUAUUCGUUUCGUUUAGUUUGUUUGUUCACAUAAGAUAAUUUAAUUAAUAAGAAGAAUCAUCAUUAUUAUUGUUA
Messenger RNA from Linum tenue, 1114 nucleotides. Lineage: Eukaryota; Viridiplantae; Streptophyta; Magnoliopsida; Malpighiales; Linaceae. The record is from the annotation of a GenBank genome assembly.